Ectocarpus siliculosus is the source of this 816-nucleotide messenger RNA. The record is from the annotation of a GenBank genome assembly. Lineage: Eukaryota; Phaeophyceae; Ectocarpales; Ectocarpaceae.
AUGGACGUGAACGUAGGGAGAGGGCCCGACAUGACGCAGCAGGGCAUGCAAUUCCCGAUGGAGGUACCACAAACACUCGUAAAAUUUGAUCCUCCGAUCUUUGCCGGCCUAGAGCCCUCGUCCGACCCAAACAACGGCGGCGACAACGCACUAUUGAUGGGAGGAAAUGGGGGAGGCAGCAACCGGGGAGGUGGCGGCAUGGGGGGCAAAGGUCAGCAGGGUAAGGCGUCGCAGCUAGACGACAUGGUGAACUCUAUGUUGCCUCCGCGAGAGUGGACAGAGGAGACGGGGACGUGGAUGCAGUAUGUCAGCAAGGAACCGGCGACACGGUUAGCGGUCAUCGCACUCCAGGAGCAAUUGGACAACAAGCUGCUGGAGAGACAGGCGUUGGAAACAGGCAUUUGCCCCGUCCGGGAAGAUCUGUAUACUCAGGCGUUCGACGAACUUAUCCGACACGUGACACUAGACGGUCCCGAGCGUGGGCUGCUGUGCCUGCGGGUGCGCGACGAGAUCAGAAUGACUAUCGACGCGUACAAGACUCUGUACGACAGCAGCGUGACCUUCGGCGUCAAGAAGCAGCUGCAAGCGGAGCAAGGAAUGGCAGAGAUGGAGGAGCAGAUUGCUGCAUUGGGGGAGGACAAAAAAGGGCUGGAGCUACACGUAUCGGAACUGCGAAACAAGGUCGAGGUGAUUGAGAAAGGGGAGAGCGAGCGACGCGCGGUAGACGACAAGAAGCGGAAGGAAGAAGUGGACUUUCUAAAGUACCAGGGGCAGCACCUUGACUCCUUCCUUAAGCAGAUCGGCGGCAGCAAAUAG